This is a messenger RNA of Cololabis saira (Pacific saury), 1773 nucleotides long. RefSeq names its product SCAN domain-containing protein 3-like. The record is from RefSeq and is a predicted model, not a curated record. Gene Ontology annotation, molecular function: protein dimerization activity. Lineage: Eukaryota; Metazoa; Chordata; Actinopteri; Beloniformes; Belonidae. The coding region runs from base 209 to 1684 and encodes 491 amino acids. The transcript is spliced from 2 exons.
UGGCACCUUCAAAGUGGCCUAUCAGCUCCAGACAGGGACAAGGAGGCACAAACUUGAAGCGCUGACAGCCAGUUUUGCGCACAGCAGCAAGAUCCUGGUACGAGGCCUCACAGCGCAACAAAAAGUGACAAGUGCGUCCCUUAAAGCAGCAUGGGUGCUCGCCAGGCACAACAGACCAUUCACUGAUGCAGAGAUUUUUAAAGAGGUAAUGGUGGCAGUUUUGGAGGAGCUGGCUACUGAUAAGUCGAUGGAUGGCGUGAUUGCCUCGGUGAAACAGGUGCCUCUCUCUGCGAGGUCCGCUACCCGGCGCAUAGACGCACUGUCGGAUGCUGUGCAUGGAGUUAUUCUCAGUGGUCUGAGUCAGGCCAAUUACUUUUCUCUGGCCAUUGAUGAGAGCACAGACAACACAGAUGUAAGCCAGAUGUGUGUCUAUGUGAGAUAUUUUGAUGGGAAGGAGUUCAGGGAGGAGUUGCUGUCUUUAUUUCCAUUAGAGGGGAACACCACCGGAGAAAUUAUAUUUAACAAACUGGAGGAAGUCUUCAGGCUGCAUUCAUUGUCCUUUGAGAAAAUCAACCUCAUCGUGACAGACGGGGCACCGGCCAUGCUUGGAAAGCACAGAGGUCUGGUGAGCAGACUGAAGGAGAUCGCGCCCCAAACGCACGGAUUGCAUUGCCUCAUUCACCAGAGUGUCCUGUGCGCCAGGCUCAGUGGUGAGCUAAAGGGGGUUAUGGAUAAAGUGAUGCGCAUCAUUAAUUUUAUCAGGGGUACAUCAAGCACUCAGCACCGUCUUUUCCGACAACUUGUGUCUCAAUCAGAGGAUGCCACUCACGAUGACCUGCUGCUCCACAACGAUGUGCGCUGGUUGAGUAAAGGCAAAGCGCUGGAGCGCUUCUGUGCGCUACUGGAUGAGGUAAAGGCUUUCCUGAGAUUAAGCAAGAUGCGAGCUGCAGACGACCACCUUGCCUUUCUACAAGAUGAAAUGUCCAUGUCCAAUGUAGCAUUUUUAACAGAUAUUUUUGGCCAUCUGAACCAGCUUAACCUGCAGCUACAGGGGAGAGGCAAAACCAUAGUGGACAUGGUUGAAAAGAUGGAAUCAUUCACCAGGAAACUGGAGUUGUUCCAGUCAGACCUAUUAACUGGCAGGCUCCUGCACUUCAGUACACUAAAAUCACAGGUGCGGGGAGAAGUGACAGGACUGAUGGUGGAUUUCAUCAAACAGCUACGGGCCAACUUCAAGUCCAGGUUUGAGGACUACUCCAUCCCGAGGGACAUCGUCGCUUUUGUCCGUGACCCUCUCACUGUCCGAAGUGCGGAUUUCUCCUCCCUGGCUAAAGAAACUAUCCCAUUGUUGGAUGAGGCCGCAUUUGAAAUGGAGCUUAUUGAUUUCCAAACAACCUCCCUAGUCAGCGAUGCGCUCAAAAGUGCGCAAUCCGUGGAUGACUUUUGGAUGACAUGCUCAGAUGAGUACAGCUGGAUCAAAAAACUUGCAUUUUAUGUGCUGACGAUGUUUCCCUCCACCUACACAUGCGAGUCGGCCUUUUCUUCUAUGAAUGCCAUUAAGACGCACGAGAGGAACCGCCUGACGCACAAAAAUCUGGAGAACUGCUUGCGGGUUAAAGUCACAUCCAUAUCUCCAGACCUCCAAAAGAUCGUGACUGAAGGGAGAUGCCAGUUUUCCCAUUAAAAGCGCAUACGUCCCACGUUCCCACCACAAGCCGGUGUGCGUCCGGAAUCAAGACGAUUCUAGUUUUAUUUUAUCUUUUCUAAAUAAAG